Molecule: messenger RNA, 1312 nt
Organism: Saccoglossus kowalevskii
Lineage: Eukaryota; Metazoa; Hemichordata; Enteropneusta; Harrimaniidae
Product: alpha-2,8-sialyltransferase 8B-like
Biological process (GO): N-glycan processing; oligosaccharide metabolic process
Molecular function (GO): alpha-N-acetylneuraminate alpha-2,8-sialyltransferase activity
Source: RefSeq, a predicted model, not a curated record
GUCGUUGGUGACGUACACGGAGUGGGUCCCAAUGCGUAUACGGAACGCUGAAUGACAAAUGGGGCUUGUAUUAAACGCUGUAUUCCGCGUGAUUGCAGAGAGAAGGACAUGACCACGCUGGACUGACGAUUACCAACUAAUAUGGCGAGACUUAUGAGAUGGGCAAGACGAAACAAAUGUUUCUGCAUUCUUCCCCUUGCCUUCGCUGUUGUCAUGGUCACAGUUAAUUUUGGGAUAUUCGACUUAUCCGAUGUCAAUGAGCACAACAAAUCGCCGAUUGCUAAAAGUCCUGGUAUUAGCGGAUUCACGUCAUUCAAGUUGGAAAACAAGGAAAAAAAGUCGAACAAUUCUCGCUUUCACCAUGACGUAAUACAUCGGGGUGGACGAUUUCCUGACAAAGAUCAGAAAGUGGUUCUUAAUCAGUUACUGCUACUCAGAAAAAACAUAUCCGGCAAUAUCGUCAUUGAUGCAGACAUACGGGUGUUUAAAAAUGACACAACUCCAAAAUAUAUGCACUUUUUCCAAGAUUACCAGGACAAAUAUGUUAAACACGAUCCAGAAUUUAAACGUCUCGCAAAUGCCACGCGCCCUCUACGCCAAUCAAAGUCGUGUUCCGUAGUACUCAGCGAGAAAGCCCUGAUUCAUUCCCGAUGUGGUGACCAAAUUGAACUUUCACCUUUCGUGAUUAGGAGGACUUUAACAGGGCUACAGGAUGAUAAGACUAAUGACAUUGGUUUUAAAACCGACCUGGCGUUAUUGGACAGCACACUAUUACAAUCGUUAUACGAUUUCGUAUCUGAAAACCCGAGGAGAGGAGCCCGAAAGUCGUCUAACCUUAAACUUUUUUCCACCGUGCAAAAGUUAAACGGUACGAUUUUGUUGUAUCCAUGGAGACUGGAAAGGACUUCACGCGAGAGAAACAACAUUCGCUUUAUGACACUUCGGCUUCGAGAACGAUACCAAGUUCACCUCCAGAUGGCUUACUCGCCCCUGAAACCGUUCUCAGUGCGAGUGAGCGAAUAUUGGAAGAUUGCCAAUUCAACAUCGGACCUGACACUGGUGACGUUGGCCGUGCUACUCUGUGAUACAAUACACGUUUAUGGAGCGCCGAUACACGAGAAAAAAACGUCAGACGAAGGCGACAUUGUUAAGAACAUAUUGACGGGACCAGGAGCAACUUCGAUGAAGGAAGUAUUCAUGGAUCUGCAACAUGCUGGCAUAAUACACGUCCAUAAUACGUGUCACGCCUGACCCCUUAGAUUCAUCUAUGACCGACUUAGGGGGACUGAUAUGUUUACUACUUAGCUAGCCC